AUGCCACAGCUAGGCCAACUGUUUGGCUUUGCCAUGCUGCUCGUGGCAACCGCAGUGUUUCUCUACUAUACGGCAUGGACUUUGUUGAUGCCAUUCGUUGAUCAGGGACACCCUCUCCAUGAUCUCUUUCCACCACGGGUUUGGGCCAUCCGCAUCCCAGUGAUACUCACAAUCCUUGGAUCCACGGUGGUUGGCACAUUCCUCGGACUCGUCAUGAUUCGAAGUAACCGGAAGAAGGCAGCGAAGGCCAAAGCUGCAGCGCUCAAGAAGAAAAGCUGA
Molecule: messenger RNA, 279 nt
Organism: Trichophyton rubrum CBS 118892
Lineage: Eukaryota; Fungi; Ascomycota; Eurotiomycetes; Onygenales; Arthrodermataceae
Exons: 2
Coding region: 1-279 (92 amino acids)
Biological process (GO): GPI anchor biosynthetic process
Cellular component (GO): dolichol-phosphate-mannose synthase complex; endoplasmic reticulum membrane
Molecular function (GO): enzyme regulator activity
Source: RefSeq, a predicted model, not a curated record